This is a messenger RNA of Vigna umbellata (rice bean), 1472 nucleotides long. Lineage: Eukaryota; Viridiplantae; Streptophyta; Magnoliopsida; Fabales; Fabaceae. The record is from RefSeq and is a predicted model, not a curated record.
AUGCUUCUAUUAUGGCUUUGUAUCGUUCAUAAACUCCACCAAUCUAUCCAUCUAUCUCCUCUGCCAUUACUCGCUCAUCACUUCAUCGAAAUUCAUCGAAAUUAAACCCAAAGUUCUUCUUUUGUAUCCGUUUGAUGAAUAUUUUGGAUACGCGUAGUACUUUCUGACCUUGUCCGUGAUGUUUUUUUUUAUCCUCGUCUGUCUUUUCUUUUUACUAUUUUAAAGGUGACUGUGUGACUUUUGUUUUGGGUGUUUGAUUUGAUCUCAAGAUUUAAGGUUGAAGCGUCAGCGUGUUAUUGUUAUCUCCUGAGUAGUGUGUUUCUUAAACGUUGAACAAAGCAGAGUUUUCUUGAAGGCUUGGUUUAACAGCGACAGAGAGAGAAAAAUAGCAUUGUUUGUUUGCAUAAAAAUCCGUCUCCCCGUGUGUGGGUGUUGAAUUUGCAACAUUGUUUGUUGAUUGAUUGAGAAGAGAAAAAGGGAGAAGGAAAGAGACACACAGGGCGAAAAAAAGUGAAGGGUAUUGAGAUUUUGCGGGAAACUCGGUGUCUGAACGUCAAAAAUUAGAAGUCUUUCCUUGUGGGGGCGAUUUGCAUUUUCAAUUCUCUUUCAUAGGCAAAAUUGCAAUCCCACAAUCUCUCUCACUCUUCUUUUUUGUUUUUUGUUUUCUUCCCCAUCUGGGUGGUUGCCUCUGUUUUUCAGGGUUGGGAGAGAAGCUAAAAUCUCCAUCUUCCCUCCCUUCUCUAUAUUUUUCUUCUCCCUUAUCUAUCGAUCUCCAAUACCAUGAUUUUCAGCAAAGGGUCAAUGCAUUCUAAUCUUGAUUGUUUCGUACGGUGUACCACACCCGUGGUUCAAUCCCAGUUUCUUCCCAAGUCUGAGAUCACAAGCCUUAACCGUUUGUGGCAUCCGUGGGAGAGAGAAAGCGUGGAAUAUUUCACGUUGGGGGAUCUUUGGAAUUGCUAUGACGAAUGGAGUGCUUAUGGAGCCGGAGUUCCCAUCUCCUUGACCAGCGGUGAGACACUCGUGCAGUACUACGUGCCUUAUCUCUCAGCAGUUCAGAUAUUCACCAGCAACAGUUUCAGGGAAGAGACUGAGUCAGGUGACUGUGAAACCAGGGAUUCCUACAGUGAAUCUUUGAGCGACGAGAGUGAGUGCGACAAGUUAUGGAGGUGGGAUGGAACUUCCUCGGAAGAGGGAGGAGGGUCUGAGCAAGAUUCUCUCUGGCAUUUCAAUGACAGAUUGGGUCACCUCUAUUGCCAGUAUUUUGAAAGAGCAACUCCAUAUGGAAGAGUUCCUCUCAUGGAUAAGGUGUGUUCUUGUUCAUUAAUGUCUGUCUUCUGAUUUUUCUGUUCUUAAAUGAGAUUCCAACCAAUUCAUUAGGUAUGGAUCAUGGAAAAUUGAAAAGCACUUAAAGGCCAACUGCAAUUACCAAAAGCCCUUUAAGGAUAAACAUCUGAAAAGAUGCAUACUUUGAC